GGCCCUUUAAGAGGAGCGGGAGGAGGCGCGGACCGAGCAUCCUGACCCUGGCUGCGCUGUUUUUGUCUUUCUGUCACUGAGCGCUCCAGGCUGGGCCGAGGCGGCUGAAAGGAUUUCCAGAGGGGAAGGUGCUGACUGUAAGAGGGCAAGAAAAGGAAGGGAAAGCAAGGAGCCUGGGGAGGAGAGAUCCUGUCCUUGCAGUGCAAGCAGCUGGUGAGUGUUUGUGUGUGACUGUUUGAAGAACAGCCACGGACUCAUAAUGGCACAGGUGCUGCACAUGGACCCCGGAUUCCCAGGGAAACUCAACACGCCCGUUCCCCCUUCCCUGCACACCAAAGAACAGGAGGCGCCCUACUCAGUGGAGACCCCCUAUGGCUACCGUCUGGACCUAGACUUCCUCAAAUAUGUUAACGACAUAGAAAAGGGGAACACUAUUAAGAAGGUGCCUAUCCAGCGCCGGCCGCGUUAUGGCUCCCUGCCCCGUGGUUAUGGCUAUGCUGGAUCCUGGUGGACCUCCACAGAGUCUUUGUGCUCCAAUACCAGCAUGGACAGCCGGCAUUCCUCCUACUCCUACUGCGCCCCAGGCUACCACACGUCACAGAGGCCCAGCUUUAGUACUGCCCGGGUGGAGAAGACCCUGUUGGAUGCUCGCAGGAAGCUGGAAGAGGAGAAAGAGGGGCGGAGAUUUUCCAACCUGGGCAGCAUGCACAGCAGUGUAGCAGGCUCUAACACCUCCAUCAGCAGCGCGCACAGCUUCAACAGGGCACAGGGUGGCAGUGGAUCCUUUACACCCCUGAGUUCUGGCCUCUCCACUCCGGUGACUCCAACCCCAGCCCACUUGCAACACGUUAGGGAGCAGAUGGCUGCAGCCCUGAGGAAGAUAAAGGAGCUAGAAGAUCAGGUGAAGACCAUCCCUGUGCUCCAGGUCAAAAUCUCUGUGCUACAGGAGGAGAAACGUCAGCUCAGCGUCCAGCUAAAGAGUCAGAAGUUCCUGGGCCACACUCUGGGUUUCAAUCGAGGGCGUCCCAGAGGGGAGCUCUACAUUGACAUCCCUGAAGAAGAGGUGAGCGCCGGAGCAAAAAGCUCCAACAAGCCAGCAGGGCCGCUGUCUCCCACUACACCUGAUGGAUCCAAACAAGACUCGGGGUGUGAGAUUGAGGACCAGGUGAUCGUGGGUGGGGCGCGACCAGAUGUAAAGCGGGAAGUGCGCACCAUCGGAGUGGGACCGGAGGACUCACGGAGCACCUGUCAUGUAGGAGUCUGGGUUCGGGAGAAGGAUCUGGGGCUGCUGCCUGAGACAGAGGCUCUUAAAAAUCAAGUGAGUCAACUUGAGGGCCAACUAAAGAGGACAAUGCAGGAUCUGCAGGCUGUGCAGCAGGUUGCAUCAGUCCAGAAGGCUCCUCAGGCGGACCAUCCAGUCAUUGCUACCAGCAUGGGCUGGCAGGAGUCGCAAGGCUGCAGGCUACACACGCUAGUCAGCUUCACACAGCAGCCACAGCAAAGGGAACAGAGAACUGUGGGAAUCCAAGUGUACACGCUGGAGCAGCCGACCGUGGUGGAGGUGGGCACACUACUCCGAGCAGAGACCUGCAGCUCCCCCUCCCCUCAAUCAGCUGGUAGGAUCGUGGAGGGACACCACAAAGGCCCAACUGAAGAUGCUCCACUUGAGUUGCCGAUCGCAGUCAGCUCCAAGCAGGUACGUGAUGUCUUAAAGAGCGGGUUAUCCACAUCGGUACCUGUAGCGAAUCCUGCCAUCGCUGUGGUGCACUCUAAAGAAGAAGAGGCACACUUGCAUACAACCAGUGAUCCUCUCCAGUCAGAAGAAGGCUUGUCCAAGGCCGCCUCGUCUCCCCAGUCCUGUCUGAGAUCCAUUAUGAAGAGGAAAGCAGAAGGAGAACCAGGCUCUCCCUCAACUAAGAAAAACCUUCAGUUCAUUGGAGUCAAUGGAGGCUAUGAGUCCACAUCAUCAGAUGACAGCAGCAGCGAGAGCUCAGACGAAGGGAGCGACUCCAGUGAAUAUCAUGAAGCCAGAGAAAAACUCCCAGAGUCUACUAUCCAGCACCAGCAGCCCGCGCACAAUAAUGCUCCCCAGCCACAAGACAACUCCAGUGUACCUCAACAAACUCCCGUCACACUGCCAGCGGCCGCUCUGGACUCACAGAGGAGUUCCAGCCAGUCCGCAACUGUAGACACGAGACUGUCGGACAAAGCUCCCCAGUCACCAGCGACACACACUGUUGUGCAAAAAUGUGCCUCGCAGCCACCAGCAUCAGCCCCUACUCCAACUCCUCCAUGUCCAGCAAAGGAUUCUACUUCUAAAGAGACUGUCAGCCAGUCGUCAGAAAAGCACACCAGGACCCAGGAAACUGCCUCUACGUUGUCUAGCACUGAAUCCACUUCUGAGCAAAAUUCCAUCAAGCCUUCGCUCACCUGCUCUUCAUCGCCACAUGUCACUAUAACCACUGAGAUUACCAAGCAGCAAUACAGCAUCCAGUCAGAAACGUCUGUCCUCUCCAGGCAGCCGGAGUCCAAGCCAGCGGAUGAAAAUAUUACAAAUGAAUCAGCCGCUGUCUCUUCCAAACAAUUCAGACUGGAGCUGAGCGACAGCCUGAUGUCAGCUCUGCAUACCUUGCAAAAAGCACUUGGUGAACCCAAUGCCUUCAGCCAACAAGGAGCGAGGGCAGCCUACACCACUGUGCUGCAGGAGUGGCUGCGUGUGUCCUGUCACAAAGCUGCCGAAACGCCUGUUGUCAAGGCCUACAUGGACACCUUCGGCUCGAUCUCCCCUCAGCUGCUGGAGUUCGUGAUCAACAUGGCAGACGGCAACGGGAACACUGCACUUCACUACACAGUCUCCCACUCCAACUUCCCUGUGGUGAAACUUCUGCUCGACACUGGCCUGUGUAACGCUGACAAGCAGAACAAGGCAGGCUACACAGCCAUCAUGCUGACGGCUUUGGCUGCCUUCCAUUCUGACAGUGACCUUCAAACUGUCCUGCAGCUGCUGCGCACAGGGGACGUCAACGCCAAGGCCAGCCAGGCCGGACAGACGGCGCUGAUGCUGGCGGUCAGCCACGGUCGAGGGGACAUGGUGCGAGCGCUGCUGUCUUGCGGGGCACAAGUCAACAUCCGCGACGACGACGGCUCCACCGCCCUCAUGUGCGCCUGCGAACACGGCCAUGUGGACAUUGUGCGUCAGCUACUGUCCGUCCCAGGCUGUGAUGCCACUCUUACGGAUAACGAUGGCAGCACGGCUCUGUCCAUCGCGCUGGAGGCCAGUCAGAACGACAUUGCGGUGCUUCUCUAUGCCCACCUCAACUUUGCAAAGCCUCCUUCCCCUGUUUCACCCAAGUCUCCUCUCUUGGGUUCUUCUCCUCCUGCUGGUGAACAAAAGUAAACCACACCCCUGCCUCUUACAGCAGCUUGCUCUCCACUUCAUAUUCAUCCAUGUAAUUAAGAAAUACGACGAGUUUGUUUGUGUGUUUGUGUUCACCCAGCAUAAUUUAAGUACAUUAUACUGUAAAGACAAUUACAUGACAGCUUGCACCAUUGUUAUCCAUUACUUUUUGUACACAAUCGUCUUUUUUUUUUCUUUUCUUAUAUCAGCUGUGGUCGAAAAACUUUGGAUUUCUAGUGUGAUACAAUCUGACAAACUGAACAUUUAACUGCCCAGUCUAGCAAUAAUCCAGUUUUGUGGCACUCACCGGUCGAAACUGUUCACUAAAUUUCAUUAUACAGUACAUUAUCAUACACGUGUUGCUUUAUCCUUAUCAUCCUCAUAUUAUCUGCUUAACUGUACACUUGCUGUUACACAGUAGCAUCAUUAUGUGUAAUCAUCACAGUAUUUUGUAGUAACAAAAGUCCCCCCUCUCAUGGAUAAGUGUCCUUGCAUCAAGUAGCUCAUCGGUGCUACAAAACAGAACACAGAAGACAACCUUCGAACAGUAUGUCAGUGUUUAUACACAAGAUGUAUUUACUCUAGAGUAUUUUUGAUAUUUCUUUUUAUUCAGACUAAAUCCGGGCCCUCUGAGGAUCACCAUUUUAUUUUCCAGACAUUUAGAACUUUUUAACCAGGACAUGAACAAUAUGUGUUGACCGCAUUUCCCUAACUCAACCCAAAGAUGUAUCUCUUCCACCGACCCAGUGGCACUGUAUGUGGUAGUAAUGCGACCACGGGCCUAGUAUCAGUGUGAGGGAGGACAGAGAACACCCGGGGCCUACGGUACUAUGGUCUUUGUAUUUUUAUACGUGAAGGUAUAUUGGAUGGUUUGUGAGGAAAGAUUGGAGUGCAUCUUUGUGUCUUUUUAAGGCUUAGAAAGAGUUUGUUAAGUAACAGCUAAAAGCACUGGUGAAGCCGGCUUGGCUGCGUUGAUGCAGGUAAGAUUCGUCAGGGAACCAGAAAGUGAUUUGGGUCUCAAAAGGAUGUGUGAUGUAAAAUAGGAUUUUUUUAAAAUAAUAUAUGUUGAAAUAAACUGGUAAUUAUUCUACAAAUCAAACUUCUUGAACGAAAGUGCAUAGCCUAUUGAUGUCAGAAUUUCUAUUACUUUUUAAAGACGUUUUCACAGUUUCCAGCAAUUGCUUUUGAGCAAUUAAAUCUUUUGUAAACUCUUUUUUUUUUUAAUUUAAGUAUCUAUCUUUUUAUACAUUUAGAUUUUUAAGCUCACAGCCUCCUUUAUGUACUCACACAGCUCUAUUGUUUAUGUUUUAUGAAGGUUUAUGUAAAAUUUUAGAUUUUGUCUCCUCUUCUACUUUGUGCAUUUUGGAAAACAAUGGAUUAAUAAAUGUGGACCACGUGUUUCUGCUGUAUUUA
Mugil cephalus (flathead mullet) is the source of this 4810-nucleotide messenger RNA. RefSeq names its product KN motif and ankyrin repeat domains 2 (gene kank2). Gene Ontology annotation, molecular function: protein binding. Bases 260 to 3397 code for a protein of 1045 amino acids. The transcript has 13 exons. The record is from RefSeq and is a predicted model, not a curated record. Gene Ontology annotation, cellular component: cytoplasm. Lineage: Eukaryota; Metazoa; Chordata; Actinopteri; Mugiliformes; Mugilidae. Gene Ontology annotation, biological process: negative regulation of G1/S transition of mitotic cell cycle; negative regulation of intracellular estrogen receptor signaling pathway; negative regulation of cell population proliferation.